AACAGAGACUUUUGUUCAGUGAUGAAUGAUGAAACCCAACCCAUUAUUUUUAUCAUGAUUUCCUAUGAAGCCUACAGCAGCACAACGCAGGAGUUCAACAUCACGAGUCUCCUCUAAACUUUAGUUCAUUGUUCAAGCAAUGUCAAGUGAUAGUCUUAGGGCAGAGCUAACCUGCGGAGCCUGCUGCGAGAUCUAUACCGACCCUGUUACCCUGCCUUGCGGCCAUAGCUACUGCCGGGCGUGUAUUGAGAAAACAUGGAACUGGCAGAAGGGGAUAGAGGAAGAUUCUUCCUGCCCAGAAUGCCGACAGACAUACAAGAGACACCCUGAACUGAACCGGAACCUGAGGUUGCACAACAUAGCAGAGCGAUUCCGUCCGACUAACCCAGAGCAGGAAUGUUCUGGGAUCUUCUGCUCUUACUGUGACUCCUCUGUACCUGCUGCUAAAUCCUGUCUCUACUGUGAGACUUCUCUGUGUGAUUAUCAUGUGCGGGAGCACAACAAGUCAGAGGAACAUGUCUUAGCUGACCCCAGAGCUUCCUUGGGCCACAGAAAAUGCUCCUUACACAUGGAACUGCUGACAUAUUACUGCACUGAAGAUGGUGCCUAUAUCUGUGCAUCUGGCCGACAGAGUGAAGAGCACAGGGAACACAAGGUGGAGACGGUCAAUGAGGCCUCUAGGAAAAAGAAGGAAAAAUUAAGUAGUAUUCUUCUUAAAUUGUCCCUGUCGAUGAAAGAGACUGAGAUACGGACUCUGAGGCUGAAGGAGCUCGGGAGAGAAGUGGCAGAAAAAGCAGCUGGUGAGACAGAGAGAGUCACUGCCCUGUUUAGAGACAUCAGGGAACAGCUGGAAGCCCUAGAGAAGCGACUCCUGAGGGACAUCUCCAGGCAAACAGAAAACAUUUUACCCCGAGUUUCCGAACAAAUCCAACAGCUGGAGAUAAAGAAGGAUGAGCUGUCCAGGAAGAUCCAUCACAUUGAGAAGUUGUGCAACAUGGCAGAUCCACUCACUGUCCUACAGGAACCGGAAUCACAUGGAGAUGAUUUUUUUGGGGCUGAAUUUGGAGAUUAUGAGACCCCAGAGAGACAUCUAGAUGUGGAAAUGAUCUCAGACACAUUACUCUCGGGGUUAUCUCUUAUAGUCACUGGAAUAAAGGAAUGGUGGCUCUAUGGGCAGGAGGCUACGGGUCUGAUACUAGAUAUAAGCACAGCGGCCAAUGAUAUAUUUAUAUCACCAGAUCUGAAAAUUGCAUCUUUUUCAAAAGCCAAGUUGUAUUGGCCAAGAACAUCAGAAAGAUUUUGGAAAUCUCAGGCUUUGAGCUGCAGGAGCUUUUCUUCAGGCCGAUGUUACUGGGAUCUUGAGGGCAGCAGAGAGUGGGCAGUAGGGGUGGCCUAUUCCAGUAUAGAAAGGCAUGGAAAUCAGUCCUGGAUUGGGUUUAAUGACAAGUCCUGGGGUUUAUGUGUAUGGAACAAUAGUUAUUCAGUGAGACAUAAUAGUGAAGUUACUGAUUUAUCUUAUGUUCCUUCCUGUGGGAUCAUUAGGAUCUCCCUGGACUAUGAAAUUGGUCUGUUGUCCUUUUAUGAGCUGAGUGAGCCAAUCAGACACUUAUACACCUUCUCUGCCAAAUUCACUGAGCCCCUCCAUGCGGCAUUCUGGGUAGGCAUUGAUAAUGCUUGGGUGAGGAUAAUCAGCUGAGGGUGCAAGAUUCUUGGAAUUCAACUCAGAGCAGCAUCUCUAUGUAAAAGGGAAAGUUGAGUAAUUCCAUGUUGCAUUAUAUUUAUUGUCGAAAGAGAAGCAAAAGCAAUGUUGAAAAGAAUAAUACAAAAGUAGUUGUCAGGAGAAAGAAAGAGGCUGAUGUUCUUC
Xenopus laevis (African clawed frog) is the source of this 1864-nucleotide messenger RNA. Its product is annotated as E3 ubiquitin-protein ligase TRIM7. The record is from RefSeq and is a predicted model, not a curated record. Lineage: Eukaryota; Metazoa; Chordata; Amphibia; Anura; Pipidae. The transcript has a single exon. Bases 140 to 1696 code for a protein of 518 amino acids.